UUCAUGUAUAAAUGCAAGACAUACAAGAUCGCGUUUACUGAGCCCCGCUGGGUUUAUGUUAGACAUUGAUGUGUGAGUGCUUGGUGGUAGGCAAUGUAUUGCGUGAUUCUGAUCGUUAUUGUAACAAUUAUGGGCGUUGCGUGCGAUCCAUUUAAAGUGCCUAAUAGUACGGAAGAAGCAAACAGAACUUAUUGGAGUAAUUUGGGAAAGCUGGAAAUCGAGAAGAUUUUGCGCACCACCGAAAACAAGAAUCGCGCAAAAUACGUGGUGCUCUUUUUGGGAGAUGGCAUGGGCGUGAGCACGGUUACUGCUGCUAGAAUCUUCAAGGGCCAAUUCACGAGGAACGACAGUGGCGAAGAGACUGUUCUUUCUUGGGAAAAGUUUCCAUAUGUGUCCUUAUCAAAGACGUACGGACUAGACACACAAACGUCUGACUCAGCCAACUCGGCUACAGCGUAUCUUUGUGGAGUCAAAGCCAAUAUUGGUACACUUGGAGUGGACUCCACUGUAAAGGGUGGACAGUGCCACAAUGAUACGGCAGCGUACGUGGACAGCAUCAUGAAAUGGGCUCAAGACUCCGGCAUGUGGACUGGCAUUGUGACCACGUCGACAGUGACUGAUGCCUCUCCAGCUGGUGCCUACGCACACGCCGGCUACCGCGAGUGGCAGCAUUCUGUGCCGGAAGGGUGCAACGCAUCGGAUAUUGCUAAGCAACUGAUCUACGACUCACCUGGCAGAGAAAUGAGGGUCAUCAUGGGGGGCGGAAGAAAAGAAUUUUUAAAUGCUACAUAUUGCGAUGAGCAUAACCAAACGGGUGCUAGAACCGAUGGACUAAAUCUCAUAGAAAUUUGGAAGCAAAUGAAGAACGAAUCAAACGCUGUGUAUGUUUGGAACAAAAGUGCCCUUCAAGAGGUUAACACCAGCUCAACGGAUUACUUGUUGGGUCUAUUCGCCAGUGACUACAUGCCGUUCUGGUUAGAACGUAAACUAUACAACCAAUCAACACCAGGUCUUUGGGACAUGGUAAAGGUUGCAGUGCAAAUACUUAAGAAGAACGAUAAAGGCUUUGUUUUGCUCGCUGAAGGUGGACGCAUCGACCACGCUCAUCACGUUAACCUCGCCCAGCUAGCCCUGCAGGAGACCGUGGAGUUUGAAGGAGUGGUUGGGGGGGUAUCACAAAUGCUUCCUGAAAAUGAAACACUUAUCGUCGUUACGGCAGAUCAUUCUCACACGUUAAACAUUGCAGGCCAUCCACCACGAGGAACCAAUAUAUUGGGUUUCGCUGGAAAGACAGAGACCGAAAACCCGGUUAAUUACACCGUGCUUUCCUACGGCGUUGGACCAGGAGGGUAUAGACCACUAGAGAAUGUGACAUUACGAAAUACAACGGACAUUAUGUUUCGGCAGAGAGCGGCUUUUCCCGUGAAGCUUGCUCCUCAUGGUGGUGAGGACGUAGCCAUCUACGCCAAGGGACCCUGGGCACACCUCUUCUCUGGUGUACAAGACCAAACGUACAUUCCCUACGUCAUGGCCUACGCAGCGUGCAUAGGACAGUUCAACGGCAGCGAGUGCCACGAGUGCAAACAAUAAGCCUUCGUAGUAGCGUCGUGAAAAAGGGGCACAUUACGGUGGGAAUCACGAAGUCGAUCGGCCAACAUCCUCAGUGCAACCACUUGCCCCCAAAUGCUCAGCAAAAUUACGGACAGGUGCCUCCUGGUUUGAAAACAUUUCCCACUUAUUUAGGUUCACGUCGAGAAUACUAAAUCCUAUGACAAAUGGUAAAACUGGUAAAACUGAAUCAACAUGUAUACAAGAAAAAAGCCUUCUGUCGCGUUCUCAAAUAAAUGAGGCCUACACUGCUGAGUCAGCAGAACAUGUGAUUUAACAAUAAACCCGAUGCCAAAUCACAAGAAUAUACCGCCGCACUUGCAUGUCCAUAAACGUUGUAGGGUCAUUCUGUUUGUUUCUCGCUCCUUUUAAAGCGGAAUAAAAUGCUGGUUUCUUAUCACAA
This is a messenger RNA of Dermacentor andersoni, 2011 nucleotides long. Its product is annotated as alkaline phosphatase-like. NCBI's taxonomy places the organism in Eukaryota, Metazoa, Arthropoda, Arachnida, Ixodida, Ixodidae. The record is from RefSeq and is a predicted model, not a curated record. Gene Ontology annotation, molecular function: alkaline phosphatase activity. Gene Ontology annotation, biological process: dephosphorylation.